AUGUCACAGUCCCCAAGUCCUUCUGACAGCAAUUCACCUUAUGCAACCCAAAACGCUCUAAAACGACGCAUUGCUGCUCUAGAAGAGCAAAACGCUGAGCUGCAGGGAGAAAGCCGCAGCAAGAAUAGCCGCGGUGAUAUAUAUGUCACUGCUGGCCGAGCCAUCCGGCGCCUCGUGAGCUUAACCGAUAGAAUCGAGGACCUCGUCGGAGAGCACGACCGAAGGAGCUCUCUGUGUGAUGAAGACGACCAACACACAGAAGAGGAGGAACAACUCUAUCAGUCAUUUCAACAGCUACUUCGCUGGGUUCCAUGUGUCCGCAACCUUCUCAACUCUCAAAGUGACGGGUAUCAGCUCAAUGUUGCUUUUCAAAAGCUCAAUAGAGGUGCUGAUUCGGCACGUGGCGAUGAUGCUAGUUCCUUGAAGAAAACAGUGGCUUCGUGGCUUAAUGAGAGCCGUCCUACCCCCGACCCACCAAUCACCUCGGUCGACAAGUCUGGACGUGGAUUUUAUCACGAUACAACUGGGGAACUUCUCUGUCCUGUGGAUUUCAAUUGGGUCGAUCCAAGAACAAAGGAAGGGAUACGAAACUACGAACCUGACUUCCAAGUUACUGCUCAUUCAUGGCCAGCAUUUUUGUAUAGCAACGGCAAAUAUGACCGUGACAACCCGAUGAAAGGGCUGUUCAAAAGUGUUUUGCUCGUCAGGACUUUCAAACAUAUUUUUACGUCCCCCAGCUCUGCUGGAAAGAUACAACCCGACGAAGAAGAACUCCUGGGCUAUCAGGAACCAUCACACAAGCGGUCUAGGACCUCAGGCGAACGGCGCACCCGGUCUAACAUUGCGACGAUAUUAGGAAUGCGCUCAGUUCAAGCGCGAGCUAUCGCGUAUUCAGCAGUCCAAUUACGAUUUGCCUUGUCAAGCUGCGGUGCCUGGCGUAUCAUCGAUGACGAGUUUGAUCAUCGUCAGUUUUACAUCUACAUCAUCGACUACUUUGAGCAACCACCUACAUCUGCCGCCAAAGCCUCCAUUGACGCCCUUCUUGUUUGGUGGAACAGAACGGUCUUUGGGGCUCGCAAUGUGUCUACUUACUUGCCUCAGAAUGUAGCGCAGUACUCUGUUGCUAACACUUCUGCCAGACGCCGCCAGUGA
Messenger RNA from Suillus clintonianus, 1152 nucleotides. RefSeq lists its product as uncharacterized. The transcript has 8 exons. Bases 1 to 1152 code for a protein of 383 amino acids. Lineage: Eukaryota; Fungi; Basidiomycota; Agaricomycetes; Boletales; Suillaceae. The record is from RefSeq and is a predicted model, not a curated record.